This is a messenger RNA of Camellia sinensis, 714 nucleotides long. NCBI's taxonomy places the organism in Eukaryota, Viridiplantae, Streptophyta, Magnoliopsida, Ericales, Theaceae. The record is from RefSeq and is a predicted model, not a curated record.
AUGGCAAGGAGACAAGCUUUAUUCCCUGGCGACUCCGAGUUUCAGCAGCUGCUUCACAUAUUCAGUUUGCUCUCUUUCCUUCACAAAGCUGUAACAGAGAACCAUCGUCAGUUCAUACUCCACCGUGAGGACGGUUCAUCCACCACCGUGAGUUCAUCCUCCAUUGUCAGGACGGUGGGUGAAGAUGAAUUUGGAUACAUGCUUGCUGAUAUUUUAAAGGAAAAUAAUGUAAACAAUGAAGGAAUGCGCUUUGACCCUGGUGCCCGAACUGCUUUAGCAUUUGUGACACUGAGAAAUGAUGGGGAGCGUGAGUUCAUGUUUUACUGCAAUCCUAGUGCUGAUAUGCUACUUCAAGAAACUGAACUUGAUUACGAUUUAAUUAGGAAGGCAAAAAUUGUUCAUUAUGGUUCCAUAAGUUUGAUUACAGAACCAUGCAAGUUAGCCCAUAUUGUAGCAGCAAAAGCUGCAAAAGAUGCUGGUGUGAUUUUGCCUUACGACCCCAAUCUGAGGCUACCAUUGUGGUCAUCUGCCGAGAGUGCCAGAGAAGGAAUUUUGAGUAUAUGGGAGAUCGCUGAUAUUAUUAAGGGGGCUUUGAGCUGUGGUUGUUGCUGCCUUUCAGUGGUUGCUACUGUCUUGUUGUUGUGUUGUUCUCCUUGGUGUCUGUUUGCUUCUUGUUUCUUUUUGGUUUCUGCUGGUUGGUCUCUCUCCAACUAG